Molecule: messenger RNA, 1128 nt
Organism: Caenorhabditis remanei
Lineage: Eukaryota; Metazoa; Nematoda; Chromadorea; Rhabditida; Rhabditidae
Exons: 5
Coding region: 1-1128 (375 amino acids)
Biological process (GO): protein transport
Cellular component (GO): cytoplasm
Source: RefSeq, a predicted model, not a curated record
AUGGCUUGGUGUACUCCACAAGUUGAAUUCACAAAAGAAGUCUUCUUUCCGGGAGAAAAAGUGACCGGUAGAGCGUGGGUAUCUACAAAAAAAGACAUGUCAGCUCGUAAUGUUGAAAUUUCUUUUUUUGGAAAGUCAGUGACGGCUUGGAGAACUGAUGGAGACAGAAAAAAUCGACCAGUCGAGGACAAGUCAUUUAAAAAAGGAGAAGAAACAUAUGUCGUAUUGAAACAUGUUGUAUGGACACCAGAUGACGGAAACAAUACGUUCCCAUCCGGAGAUUACGAAUGGAAUUUUUCAUUCGAACUUCCAAAUGAAUGCCCUCCAAGUUUCGAAGGAAAAUUCGGUUUCAUUAGAUAUUAUGUCUCUGUUCAUAUUGAUGUUCCAAACUGGAUUGACAAAAAAGUUGAGAGAGCAAUUACAGUAUCUCCAAUCAUUGAUUUGAACUCUAUUCCGGGUGCAAAUGAACCGCUAGUCCGACAAAUUGAGAGGGUUUCCGAGAAAUGCGCAUGUAUUCCAUUUCUUGGAAGCAAUGGAAACAUUGUCUACACGAUAAAAUCUCCAACACUUGGAUACGUCGCCGGUGACCUGAUACGUGUCACGGGAUCAAUCGAGAAUCGAUCUUCAAAACCAUUGAGUGAAAUCGAAGCAAUUUUCAAAAGAAUUGUCGUAUAUAGGAAAGAUAUGACUAAUUCCCUCAUCAAGUCUCAUCGAAAUAUGUCGAACGCUCCGGAUACUUAUAACAGUCGAAAAGAGAGUUAUGUAAUUGAAGAGAUUACGGAAAUAUGCGAAAUUGAACCAGGAGCAACUAAACAUUUCCGAUUCUCUUUUAUAGUUCCACCAGUAGUUUCAACAAUCAGAAGUUCAACUUUCAUCAACGUCGAGUAUCUGGUGACAAUUGCAGCAGAUAGACAGUUCUGUGAUUCAUCGGAAAUUCCAACAUUGAAUAUCAUUGUUGGAAAUGUACCAAUAUUAUCAGAAGGAACUACCUCUCUACCCCCACAUAUAUUCGUUAAAAGUGAUUCUGCCCAGUGUUGGUCACAUCUUCUGAAACCAAAGUUCCGCUACCAAAUUCCAUAUUAUGGCAGUGAUGAAUCGACGAAAACUGAUUCAGAAGACAGCAGUUAA